Molecule: messenger RNA, 1519 nt
Organism: Schistocerca cancellata (South American locust)
Lineage: Eukaryota; Metazoa; Arthropoda; Insecta; Orthoptera; Acrididae
Product: serpin B4-like
Exons: 8
Coding region: 147-1304 (385 amino acids)
Molecular function (GO): serine-type endopeptidase inhibitor activity
Source: RefSeq, a predicted model, not a curated record
GAGAUUACGGACGACGUCAUCCCUGCCUUCGGGCGGAAAAGUUCGUGAGUGCUCACUACAGCCCCACAGCUGCGGAGGCGUUCCAGUCCACUGCCGCGGCAGAAGCGAAUCGGUGAACUUCCGCUGCAGCUAAGACUGUCGAUAUAAUGGCUGAGGAAGUGAACGUAGCCUUGCAAAACAUAUCGCAGGCAAAUAAUGUCUUUACUUUCGACAUGUAUAAGGUUUUGGCAGCAGAGCCGGGAAACCUGUUCUUCUCUCCUAUCAGUAUACAGGUAAUUCUCGCGCUGACAUUUCUUGGAGCCAAAGGCAAUACUGCCAAAGAGAUUGCCAGAGGACUGCGCCUACCAGAGGAUAGCGCUGUCGUUGAGGAUGGUGUUGGGGCUGUAAUGAACAGAUUACAGGACAGUAACGACGUGCUGCUUGACAUAGCCAACAGGAUAUUUCUGAAAGAGGGUUAUGGCAUCAAAGAAGGGUUUAAUCAGUCAGCAAUUAGGUUCAAGGCUGGAGUAGAAGAAGUUGAUUUCCUACAAGAACCACAAGCAAGAAAAAUAAUAAAUGACUGGGUCGAGUCGAAGACGAAUAAUAAGAUAAAAGACAUAAUUCCACCAGAUGUCUUGAACAACGAUACUCGGAUGGUACUGGUCAACGCUAUCUACUUCAAGGGCGAGUGGUUGAAAAAGUUUGAGAAGCGUGACACGUAUCCUUUACCCUUCCGCUCAGCUGUAGGAUCAGCGAAGAACGUAGAUAUGAUGUUCCAAGUGGAAGAAUUCAAGUACACAGAGAUAAGUGAUUUAAACUGUCAAGUCCUUCUACUUCCUUAUAAGGGAGAGAGACUCAGCAUGAUGAUUUUUCUGCCCAGAGAAGUAGAUGGCUUGGCAAGCCUUGAAGAGAAACUUGCCAGCUUCAGUCUCCAAGACACUGUCAACAACAUGUAUGAGACAAGUGUGCACUUGUAUUUACCUAAAUUCAAAAUGGAAUACUCAAAACAACUUAACGACGCACUAACGAGACUUGGAAUGAUUGAUAUGUUUGAUGACUACGCCGCAAAUUUCACUGGAAUUACUGACGAAGAGCGACUUAAGGUGGACAAGGUCCUGCACAAAGCUUUCGUUGAAGUCAACGAGAAGGGAACGGAAGCUGCUGCUUCUACUGUGUUGGUUGCCGUUUCAGCCUCCCUUCAAAUUGGGGGGCCACAACCCAUCAUCUUUAAAGCAGAUCACCCCUUCGUGUUCCUCAUACUGGACCAGCAGACAAAAAUUGUGCUGUUCGCGGGACGUUACGUGGACCCUCCAUCCACAUCCUGAUGUGAACGUGUUGUCUACCCUAAGGUCUGCAGCACUUCGGACAUGCAUACUGCACAGUGCCCAAAUAACUUAAAAUUCCGCAUAGUACUGUAAAAAUUUAUUUUCUCUAUUUGGAAUAAAUACUGAGACAGACCAUGUUUCUAAGUUUUCAUUGUUGUUUGUAGUUUUAUAAUUAUUUUAAACGUUGCCUCUUGACUACACAGAUCUACACUGAA